Leucoraja erinaceus (little skate) is the source of this 2668-nucleotide messenger RNA. Its product is annotated as di-N-acetylchitobiase-like. Gene Ontology annotation, biological process: chitin catabolic process; carbohydrate metabolic process. Gene Ontology annotation, molecular function: chitinase activity. Bases 2218 to 2496 code for a protein of 92 amino acids. Gene Ontology annotation, cellular component: extracellular region. The record is from RefSeq and is a predicted model, not a curated record. The transcript is spliced from 2 exons. Lineage: Eukaryota; Metazoa; Chordata; Chondrichthyes; Rajiformes; Rajidae.
ACUACGGGUGAUCACUGGUCAGCACGGAUUCAAUGGGCCUAAUGGUCUGUUUCUCACUGUAUCUCUAUAAAAACUAAAACUAAGGUGACUGAAGCUUAACGGGAGGGGUAGUGUUAAUGUAAGGGACACCCCAACUACGUAGUUAUCCAAUCUACCUGUGGCUUCACCAGAGUAGUAGAGACAAUAUUGUGAGCAGUAAAUGUGACAGUGCAUUCAGUCAGAAUCUUUCUCUUUGGUUGGAGUUGUCAAAGACCAGAGGGCAGACAGUAACUUUAAGGUGAGGGGGGAAAGAUUAAAAGAGAUAUGCGGGGCAAGAAGGUGGUGUGAGAAGUAGAGUGGGCAUCAGAGAAGGUGGACGGGGUGAGCCAGAACAUCUCGGAGAUAGUGGACCCUUCAGGCCCAAUCUUAAUCUCUGAAACCUUAAAUUGAAUCUUGGGUGCUAAUGGUUCCUCCGUGAGUCAUACACCACCGAAACAGGCCCUUCGGUCCAACUCAUCCAUGCUGACCCACAUGUCCCAUCUGGGCUAGUCCCACUUCCCUGUGUUUGACUUCUUUACCUAUCAAUCGGUCAUUCUUUUACUGCAUAUUUUUAAAUUACCAAAGCAAACGUUUUUAUAUUUAGUUUAGAGAUACAGCGCGGAAACAGGCCCUUUGGCCCACUGACCGGUGAUCCACCGCACACCAACACUAUUCUACACACACUAGGGCAAUUUACAAAUAUAUCAAGCUGGAAUGUUGGAAGAAACCGGAUCACCCUCACGGUGACAGAGAGAACGUACAAACUCCGUACAGACAGCACCCGUAGAAAGUCUUUUGGAUGUGAUGACUUUUGGAAGUCAUCACAUCAGAAAUGAAUAAAUUAAAACAGUGGUUUGAUGUCAACAAAUUGUCCCUAAAUUUAAGCAAAACAAAGAUUAUGCUAUUUGGAAAACAUAAAAUAAACCCUCAAGUACAAUUGAAAAUAAAUAACAUAAGUAUAGAAAGAGUAUAUGAAAAUAAAUUUCUUUGUGUGAUCUUAGACCACAAAAUCUGCUGGAAACCACAUAUAAACCACGUCAAAGCAAAAUUGUCAAAGUCUAUAGCAAUAUUGGGAACAUCAAGACACAUUCUGGACCACAAAUCAUUACAUACUUUGUAUAACACACUCAUAUUGCCAUAUCUGAGUUACUGUGUGGCGAUAUGGGGUAACACCUACAAAACCAACCUACAGCCAUUAUGCACAUUACAAAAAAGAGCAAUAAGAAUUAUCAAUAACGUUGGAUAUCUUGAACGUACCAAUUUAUUAUUCUUAAAGUCACAUACACUGAAGUUCACUGAUCUGGUUAAAUUUAAGACUGCGCAAAUCAUGUACAAAGCAAGAAAUAAUUUAUUUCCAAGAAAUAUACAAAAACUGUUUAUGGAAAGACAGGGUGGGUAUAAUUUGAGAGGGGAACAUAAUUUUAAAAAACUCAAUGUCAGAACAACUCUUAAAAGUAUGUGCAUAGCAAUCUGUGGUGUGAAUUUGUGGAAUGGUCUGGAACAGGAGAUAAAACUUAGCACAAGCAUAAUUCAGUUUAAAAAGAUGUACAAAACACUUGUUUAAAAGGAUAUUGGGAUGAGGAUAGGUGAUUGUGAUAUUUGUUAUACUGAUUGUAUUGGAAAGGGUGAUUAUAGAGUGAUGGGUUGUAUAUAUGACUAAGAUACUGUAUAGUAUCUGCGGCUUUUUUCUUUUCUUUUUCUUUUUUUCUUUUUGUAUGGCUUUGUAAAUAUUUGAUUAGUGUUCAAAAUGUAAAUAAUUUGGCGUACAUAUAGUGGCUGGUGUACAUAUGGUGUACAUAUAGCUGCUAAAUUUGUAUGAGAUAAUUACAAGCAGUUGAAUAAGGGGUGGGAAUUAAUAAGCUUUGGCUUCUUCCUGCUCCUUUUCGGACACAUAUGAUUUCAUUUAUUUAUAGAUAUUGUUUGCGACACUUUAUAAAUAUUUGUGUUUUGUUUUUUGUAUGCUGUUUCACAUUUGCGUUUUAUUCUUUUAUUCUGUCCGAAAUAAAUAACUAAUAAAAAAUAAAAUAAAUAAAUAAAUAGAAAGGACGAACCCAGUGUAUAGCGCUGUGAGGCAGCAACUCUGCCACUGCAUCACCGUGCCAUCCUUUCGAAUUUCUCAUUCAUUUUCAGGCAGGUAGAUGUGAAUUAGAAAAGGUAGAUUUUGAAGGCGCGCCCUGCAGUGAUGUCAAAACACCCAGGAUGCCCUACAACGAUAUCAUGCAACUUUUGCCCAAGUCAAUAUCCGGUAGGAUUUGGGACGACGACCUGAAAGCCCCAUUUUUUGUCUACAAGAAUGGUACGACAUUCCACGAGGUCUGGUACGAUGAUCCAGAGAGCAUUUCGUGGAGGACGACUUUCUUGAAGAAGUUCAAGCUGGGAGGCAUUGGCAUUUGGAAGGCAGAUUUUGCCAAUUAUAGUUCUGAUCUCAUUGCUGCGAUGAAAACUGAAGAGAUGUGGAACGCUCUCUGCCCUCCCUGAGAGAAACGCCAAGCUUACAGUCAUUGCAUUGUUAUCAAUGUGACCAUUACACUUUGCAAUUAAACCUGGCUUUGAGUGAGCUAACACUGAACACACACACAAUUAAAAUAUUCAUGCAGAUCUGGGGAUUAGUGCUUUGUCUAAAGAAGGAAUUAUUAUCCUCUGAAUAAAA